UGUACUCCAUUCCAAUUGAAAAAGAAACCCUAAAUUGAAGCUUCGUUUGUUCCUCUCCAUCAUCGCUCAAAUGUCAUUCUUAAGGUUCACCUUUCGAUCUUCUUCUUCUUCUUCUUCUUCUUCUUCUUUUUCUGUUUCCUUCUUAAGGCGAUUAUACUCUCACUCUCCAUUUCAUGUUAAUAAUAAUAAUGUUGAUAAUGCUGUUUCUUCAUUCCAUAGCAUGCUUCGUAUGAAUCCAACCCCAUCCAUUGUUGAAUUUUGCAAGAUUUUAACUUAUCUUGUUAAGAUGAAACAUUACCCCACUGCUAUUUCACUUUCUAACCAAUUGGAAUUUAAUGGAAUUAUGCCUAAUGUUGUUACUUUCAAUAUAUUGAUCAAUUGUUACUGCCACGUUGGUCAUAUGACUUUUGCCUUUUCUCUAUUGGCUAAGAUUCUCAAGUUGGGUUAUCAGCCUAAUGUCAUAACUUUAACGACUCUUAUAAAAGGUUUGUGUUUUAACGGUAAGGUGAAGGAAGCACUGCAUUUUCACGACCAUGUGGUUGCACAUGGAUUUCACCUCAACCAAGUUAGCUACGGGACCUUGAUCAAUGGACUCUGUAAAAUUGGAGAAACAAGGGCUGCCUUGCAAGUUCUAAGACGAAUCGACAGGAAAUUGGUCAAGCCUGAUGCGGUAAUGUACAACACAAUUAUUGAUAGUUUGUGUAAAGAUAAGCUUUUAAUAGAUGCUAAGGAUUUAUAUUCUGAAAUGAUUGCAAAGAAUAUUUCUCCUGAUGUUUUCACUUACACUUCUCUAAUAUAUGGAUUUUGCAUUGUUGGUCAAUUGAAAGAAGCAUUUGAUUUGUUCCAUGAAAUGCCAUUGAAAAACAUCAACCCAGAUGUUUAUACUUUUACUACACUGGUUGAUGCUCUAUGCAAAGAAGGGAAGGUGAAAGAAGCUAAAAAUGUAUUAGCUGUGAUGAUGAAAGCAGGCGUGGAACCUGAUGUUGCUACAUACAGUUCAUUAAUGGAUGGGUAUUGCCUAAUCAAUGAAGUGAAUAAGGCCAAAGUUAUAUUCAACAGUAUGGCCCAAAGAGGAGUGAUGCCCAAUGUUAAUUGCUAUAGUGUCGUGAUUAAUGGGCUGUGUAAAAUUAAAAUGAUGGAUGAAGCCAUGAAUCUCUUCAAAGAAAUGCAAAACAAUAAGAUUAUUCCUGAUACAGUAACUUACAGUUCUCUAAUUGAUGGUUUGUGCAAAUCAGGGAGAAUCUCUCAUGCAUGGAAACUUUUUGAUCAAAUGCAUGAUAGAGGUCAACCUGCUGAUGUAAUCACUUACAAUUCCUUAUUACAUGCUCUAUGUAAAAACCAUCAUGUUGACAAGGGAAUUGCAUUGGUCAAGAAAAUUAAAAUCCAAGGUAUUCAACCAGAUAUGUCCACAUACAAUAUACUUAUCGAUGGACUAUGCAAGGAAGGGAGACUUAGGAACGCACAAGAGAUUUUUCAGGAUCUUUUGAUUAAAGGCUAUAAGGUAACAGUUUGGACAUAUAAUAUUAUGAUCAAUGGUCUUUGUCUAGAGGGCUUGCUUGAUGAAGCUGAGGCCCUGCUGUCAAAAAUGGAAGACAAUGGAUGCAUUCCUGAUGCUGUAACUUAUGAAACAAUUAUUCGCUCAUUCUUUGAAAAUGAUAAGAAUGAAAUGGCAGAGAAACUUCUACGUGAAAUGAUUGCUAAAGGUCUAUUCUAAGAGAAAGACUAGUUAAGAUGAUUUCUUGUAACUUAUUAGGCUACUUUGAAUUUUGAUGACAAUGGUCUAAUCUUUGUUAUUCGUUUAAAUAUUUACUUAAUAGUUACAUAUACAAAGGAUGAUCGACCACACAAUGAUCAACAUAAAAACACAUGAAAUCAAAUAAAAACUAUGUUGAUUUUGCUAUUAUAAUGAUAAAAUUGGUUGAUGUUAUUUUAUUCUUGACAUAAUCAUAUUUUUCUUUCCAAUGUACUGUUCAUUUUCUUCAUACAGUUGUAAGGAUUUGUUUCACUCAUUGGUCAUUCUUUGAGUUGCAAAUCACAAACUAAGCUGAAAUUAAUGUAAAUUUUGAAUGGGGUUUGUAAUGUUCGCUCUCACCCUGCAGGGUUCUUGACAGAUGGACCAACAUUUUUCCAAAGGACAUAUGGAAGGAGAAUAUAAGCUAGCAUGAUUUGAUAUUACUUUUUUUGGUUGUUCUAUCGUUUGUUGAUACCAUGUCUGUCUUGUAGUAUUUCUCAUCUUUGGCUGAUGUUUGUUGUGUGUGAUACAGUUCAUGUGUCCUGUGUUAGACUUGCACAAAUUGCUGUUGUUGAGUGGUACAAGUUUUUGUGUCACUGUCAUGGGUCUAAUCACUUUCUUAUUUUGUUACUAUCUGGUAUAGGGUGCAUGACUGCCGUUCAUUUUCAUACACAAUAUGGAUUAUCUGAAUAUUGUUAUUCCUCUAGUUGGUUGAGGAUUUAGUUCCAUUUUGUGCUUGAUUUUUUCUAACCUUACAUUUCUGUUUUUGGUCUGUCUAAUCUUUCAAUUCUUUCUCUUUAGACAACAAAAUAGAAAAUUUAUAUAUCAAUGCAUAGAUCUCUUUUCUGAUCUUAGAGAUAUGGUUUUAACAGUAACUUCAAAGAUAUUGGACGGUAAAGCUAUGAUAGAAGAUACUGACAUGCCAUCUAAGAUGCAGAUUCAAGCCAUGGCUUAUGCUUCUGAAGCUCUUGAUCUAUUUGAUGUUCUUGAUUGCAAAUAUAUUGCAGCCCACAUAAAAAAGGUUACAUUUUUCUCUAUAGUCCUUGAAUUUCACAUACAAUAUCCUUAAAACUUAGUCUAAUUUCUGUUUAUAUUUGAAGACUUAAGAAAAAUGCAGAUCAUUUUCCUUCAUCAUUUUCUUCUUUUUUCCCCUUAGUUGUUUGAUAUUUUCAAAUGGAGAUUAUAUUAGCAACUCCCUGGUCAUGAAGUGAAUUAGACCGUCCCUUUGCAAUUAUGGAUAUUUAGCUCAUUGAGUUCAGUAUUUUUCAUGAUAUAGUUUUUCACCUUUUCUAUCUAUCAUUAGUUUAGUAUUGCUUUGAAUAUGGUCAUUGAAUUGGUCACCUUAUCUGAAAGUUUUUUUGUGGAUGCUCUUUUUUCAAUCCUUCAUUUAUCCAUAGUCUGAUAGUGAUAGUACAACAAAAUUAGAUUAAUUACAUGCACAAAAUAAUAUAUUUUAUGAAUCACAAGUUGAUAUAUCCAGUGAAACCCACACUCUUUUAUCGCUACUUCAUCGUAAAGGGUUUCAUCAUUGAAGAAUCUAAAUGUUAGCUUUGGAUUAUAACUGGUGCUGUUCACAUCAUUAAUGACUUUUAUUUCUUCAACUGCUUCCAUUAUCUGCUUGCAACUUGCUGGAUCAUACCAUAAAAACACAUGAUUUGACAUCAUGUGGAUUGACUAACUUUAUUCGGCCAUAUCAAACUGAAGAUGUUAGCUCUUGCGAAACUUGUUUUGUUUUUUAACAAACUUGAGAAACCUACACCAUAUCCCAUAUGGCCUUGAGAAAGAAGCAAGUAGUAGGAAAAACUGAGCAAAUAAGGAGGAAGCUCCAGAGUGACAGAAACUUGUGUAGAAGGGUAAUGAAACCAAUAUUUUCUGACAGGCAUAGCAGUUAUAAGGAGCAGAAAACCACACUUGGCUUUGUCCGAUGGUUCAUUCAUUGAACUCGUUACUUUCUCAAAAGAUUCACAAUUACUGAUAA
Molecule: messenger RNA, 3710 nt
Organism: Trifolium pratense (red clover)
Lineage: Eukaryota; Viridiplantae; Streptophyta; Magnoliopsida; Fabales; Fabaceae
Product: pentatricopeptide repeat-containing protein At1g62910-like
Exons: 2
Coding region: 71-1714 (547 amino acids)
Molecular function (GO): protein binding
Source: RefSeq, a predicted model, not a curated record